AUGCCGAUUACAGCCAUAUAUGAUCGAUACUUUGAAAGUUUGAUUCUUCUGCUGAUGACUGUGCUGGCCAUCCUGGGAGCGGCCACCGGAAGUGAUGACGCCAAGAGAUCAGCAAAAUCCAGCAAAGAUUCGGUGAUAACGGUUAUCAAGCACCUGGACAACGAAACCAUCAAAACGGCCAAAUCUCUAACGUCCCCCCAAUCGAAAUCCGGUCGUGCCAAAAAGUCCAGCCACAAAUCAACGCCGAUCACGUAUAUUACCACGUUGGCCGAUUCCGGACAUAUGUAUUACGGUGGCGGAAAAACGCUGCAGAAAAAGAACGGCAAAGCACACGAAGACAAGUCAGCCGUCGAUCAUUCUGUUGCGAUCCAAAAUCAUCAUCAUCACCAGCAGCAGCAGAAAAAGGCCAAGAAACAGCAUCAUUAUUCGGAAAAAUCUGCCGGAAAAUCGCUCGAGGUUACAUCGCCGCUCAAGGAACCGCAGUCCAAUCCGGAGCUGUUCAGCAAACUGGGACUCAGCAAGCUGCACGUCUCCUCCAACCACCACAAGAAGCGAUUAGCGGUGGAGUCCCGUCAUCACGGUCGACCCGAUGACUCACAUAUGUUCGUGAUCAAGCUGCCACCGAAUCCGUACUACUACACCAACAAUGGACCGGUCCCGGCGCCGAACGCCAUCGAUGAUGUAGGCAAAAAGGACGUGAAAAAAGGAUCCAAGACCACAAAUUCAAAUAGUUUGGCAAUAGAACAUAAAGCAGAGAUUCUACGUUGCUUGCACGUCUAUGUGUUUCAUCUAUCACCUUAUUCAGACCAUAAGAGACCAUCUGCCAUAAAAACGUUGACUCCUGACUUUGGCGGUAUAUCAGGCGGCCAGGGAGGAUACGCCACCAAUUUCGGCAGUGGACUAAGUGGCGGUGCCGAGAGUCAAGUCAUAGCGGCCGUAUUCAAAACGUUGGUUAGCCGAUUCGUCGAAGCGCUUAAAGAUCUCAAGGGCCAAGAAAAUAUUGCGCUGUACUGUGAUGUUCGUCAGUUGGUCACUUACGUCAAGGGGGCCCAUGGAGGACCAUUCCGGCGUGUCGCUCUCAGUGGUAUCCUGGCGGUCACUCCACGACCCCACAAACAAGCUCCAAACAUGCAAACCACCCGAGUGAUAAGACAUAUACCACCCAAUGAGAUACAAACAAUUCAACAGGACGAAAAGGCCCAACGGAAGCUACUGUUCAAGAAGAAAAGCACGUCUUCCACGUGUGCCUUCGUACCGCUGUUAUUGCAGAGCUUGUUGGAAACGGAAGGAUUGGAAGAGCACUGUCGAGUGAGUCAAAGCCCUUUGGGUAACAUGCGGCGCAAGGGAGCACCUGUAAGGCCAACUUUGACACCUCGGCAAAGUGAGCGGGCACUGUUGUCCGAUUCUACGUCCAGUUCCGAGCGGAACUCUGUAGGGCGACUCAGUGGUAUCGUGCGCUGGUUCAGGGGAUCAAAAGAUCGCGAGUCCAUCGAUCUUGAGUCUGGAAUCAUGGGUAGCUCCGAAAUUGCUUCAAACAUGAGAAAAGGUUCAAUGACAUUUCAUGCGAGAGCCAGAGCAACCGAGGGUAUUGGACGUUCUAUCCAACGUGCCAGAAGACGUGUCGAAAGACGUUUGGGUCGACUUGGCAUUGGUAAAGGUAAAAAGAAAGUUGGAGGAUCCGAAGAUGUUUCAGGAAGCUAUUUUAGUCGACGCAGCUCGUAUGAUAUGGCUGAAGGACCACGUGAGUCUGAAGUUGUAGUCCUCAAGGAACGCCGAUUGAUCCCAACAGAUCCGGUACGAGACGGAAUGGCUAGAUUUUCGUUUUUGCUGGAAACGUGCGCUCCGGGCUCCAUUCCCGACCCUCCGUUAAUAGCUGCUUUGCUGGAUCUUCCACAGGCUCCAAUAGUUGCAAGAGCUGCGUUGCUCAUAGAAUGUGCUCAUUUUGUACACCUCUGUAAUAGGGGUCAAUGGCCAAGCUGGAUGAAACAGAACAUACCGUCAUUCCGACCCUCUGGUCCCGCCAUGGGUAAUCGAACAUCGAUGGCAGCUGGCGCUCGAAGAAUUCACAUCCUACAACGAGCAGCCGGAAAAAUGUUUCACCAGUGGGGAGAAGCCUUAGGAUUCCGGUUAGAUGACAUGAUAGCUAAUGAGAAGAAAUCUUACGAUCAAGUUUCAUCGAGCAUGUCAGAUCAGGAGAAGCAAAAACAACUAUUGCAACAGGAUGAAGAAGAAGAUUUCUUAGACGAAAUGAGCGUAAAUCCUCAUGGUAACGAUUGUCCGCCGGCUUUGAAAUUAGUUGCUUGCAUUCUCCUGUUGGAAAUCACUGGUUUUCUGCGAGAAACAUACCAAACAUUACCAAAAACUUCCAGAUUGUCCACCAAAGAGAAGCAGGGACCUUGGGAUAAGGUUUGCCGCGAGACGAACCGCCGAUGGUCCAUGGCCCUUAGUUCGAUGGGCCAUUCCCAGACAUCUGCUCAAAGUUUACAAUCGAUCGCAGGUCAAACGGAAAGAAAAAUUUCGUUUGUCUUGCAAGAACCGGACAACGAGUCGGAAGGUAGCAGUAACACGACCCUGACAAUUCAAGGAGAAGAAAUAAUUCCACAAGCCCCUAAGCGUUCCAUCACCACUACGCGAAACUUCCUUUUGCGGCGCGGAACAUCCACCACCCCCGCUGGUGGUUCCUUCAAACGACGAUCUUUGAAACUAAGGCGUGGAGCCAAGGAUGUCAAGGAUGUAAAUGAUGAUUAUCCUGUCCGCCGUACUGAUUCGAUACAGUCUAGACGCAAAGUUUCAUCGCUAUCCGAUCGAAGCGACAAUUCCGAACCAGGGCAGGUUAGCGGCGGUGAAGAGUCCCCCGGAAUUUUAAGUGACGACCAACCACCGGAAUCCCCCUGUGAUUCAAAUGAUUCAGACGAGACGGCCAAAAAUCUACCAUGGCUUCGUUCCGUAACGGCGUUUCUAAACUCGUUCAAUUUCUACUGUGACCAUCAAAACUACUGUCACCCGUAUUGCUACCGACGCCACAUGCGAGCGGCAACUCGCCUCAUUAAGGCAGUCAGGAAGGUUUACGGAGAAGAAUUCGGAUUGUUACCGAUGGCUUUCACUCACGUGACAGAUUCCGCUAAGAACAGCGCCCGUCGUGAUCGAACCAAACAAGGGCGCAAGGUUUCGGAUCAGAGCUCUUCGCAAACAUCUCCUUCACGCAGAAAGGACAGCAUCUGCAAGCGAGACAGAAUAAAUCAGGACGAUUCCGAGCCUAAUACUUCACAGUAUUCCCAGCGUAUCGAUGAUACGAAAAAGACGCAAGAAACACCACUGGUAUUGAAGUACAUUAAAAACCACGUGCGCGAUUUGUUCCACGUGCCCCUGGCCACAUUGACAAAAGGAGCAUCGGUGUUAACGGAAGAGCAGUUUGUUGAUGUGAUUCCGGUAGCGUGGGAGUUGCUGCUUGAAACCAACCAAGAGGUGUCCGCGGCUUCGGCUGCACUUUUCAUACUGGCUUCGGUCAAGGCUCCCACGACGGCUUCGGAGUUGAUGCAGAAGGCAUUGAAGCACAAAAAUCCAAACGUGCGAAUUGAGGCCAUGCUGCGCUACCAGGUUCUGUGGAAGAAUCGCUUCCAGGUCUGGCCCCGGAUGGAGGAGGGCGCUCAUUUGAGUUUCAAGAUUCCACCUCCCGGCAUAGAGUUCACGUUGCCAUCGCCGAAAAUUGGAAUCGAAAGCUUACCGGUGGUCGAUCCUCCCUGGAGUCCCCGUCAGCAGAACAAGGACAUGGAAGUGACACUCAAUCAGGAGAGACACCGCUCCCUGGUGACGGCAACAAAAACGCGCAAAAAGCAACAGACGGAAGCCAUCCGCCACGCCAUCCAGCAACAGGAAGAUAAACAACGUUCCGAACGGCAAAGUUUCCUAAUCACGACCAUUCCGGUGACGCAGCAAGCCGCCUAUGAGCCAGGUCUCGAUCAUGGCCCUGGCGAGGAUCACAUCGAGGAGGAAGAGGAUGGUGCCCGAUCGGCAAUUCACAUGCAUGCCGCCCAUUCCGUUUUCCCCUCGUGUUUGUGUUCCUCGGUAAUGCAGAUCGUGGCCUGCCUGGACGAUGCCGCAGUCAAUGCCGACGGAUGUGCCGUGUACGAAACGGCUUAUCAGGUAAUCUGGCUGUGCCUGGUGGAAGAUUCCGCUCUGUUUUUGCGCUACGUCCUCGAGCGACUAACCCGGGACCAUCAGGAUCAGAUGUUUAAACUGUUGCGCCACUUGAUCCGUUUCGUGCCCCGGCUACCCCAACAGGCAGCUUUUGCUCUCUACAACUACAUCAUCGGCUAUGUCAUGUUCUACGUGCGCUCGACACAUGAAUGCAGCCAGCAGCUCGUUGGCUCAGCAUUGUCUAUUUUGUGGAUGGUAGUUCACAGCGUGCACGGUAUCAUGUUUAAAGAUCUGAAGCAAAUUCUACGAAAGGAACAAUGCGAUGCAUCCAUUCUGCUUACCGCAAAUGUGCCGUCGGCCAAAAAGAUUGUUGUUCAUGGACCAGAAGACGAAGGGGGCAUUCCUUCUCAAUUCCCGGUUCAAGAAGAUACGCAGUUUACCCAGUUACUGACGGAGUCGUUGGACUUCUUCGGAAUCGACGAGAAGAAGUUCCACCAAUACGUGCUGGUGGAUUAUAAAUCUCAACAGAUUCUGAACCCCAACUGGUAUGUAAGGGAUUUAUAUUUUUUCAAGCGGUCCCAAUAUCCUCAACUUCGCUUGGUGGAGAUGAAACCGGAAGAAGCGUUCAACGCUUUGCAAAGGCAGGAGUUGUACAAAAAGUUUGUUGAAAUAGGAAAAGUGCACCUCACUUGGGCUAUUCUUAAGAACGUCGAUAUGGUAGUUCAGAGGGUUGUAUUCUUACACGAAGAGUUGAUGAAACUACCGUCAUUCCCGCGGAAAGCUCUGGAAGUCGACCUCGAUCUACAUCAGGGCGGAGAACUGGGCAAAGAAUUGCUUGGACUGGAUGUACUUCACAAAUUUAUGUGGGUUCGGCUGAUAGCGAGAAUGUUCGAAGCAAUGGCUGGGAAUUUCGCAUACUCGGCAGAUAUUCAGUUAUUUUUAAAUGUGCUCUCUGGAGCUGCCCUUCUUCACUCCGAAGAUUCGUGCAUCAUGCGCUACGUCACUGCUACCUUUAUCAACGCGGCAUUUAAUUUCAAGAAUAUCUUUUCAACCAACGGAUAUUUUAUGAUCAUGCCGACCUUACUUCAGGUGUAUUCCUUACACCAGACCAACAAACUAGUGACAACUACCAUCGAGUACGCAGUCAAACAGUUCUACCUCUUGAAUAGGAAACCCUUUAUUCUGCAAAUGUUUGGCUCUGUGUCGGCCAUUCUGGAUACCGAUGAAGAUGGAGCCUACGGUGAGGCUCACAAGGUGCAGUCGAGUUGCCUUUUCAAUUUGCUGCUAAGUUUGGAGACACCAUCUCCGGAUCCACUGAAUAUUGCUGAGCUGGUUAAAGAAUCAAAGCCGCUAAAAGCGAUCGAUUUUUGCUAUCACGACGAAGAUGAAAUGGUCACGGUACUAGAUUGUAUAACCCUGUGUGUUAUGGUCGUUUCCUAUUCAGCUGAAAGCACCCGUGGGUACCAGAUGUUGAUAAUUCUCGAAGCGAUUUUACCAUGUUACAUUCAGCAAAUACAGCUACCUAGCUAUAUACCGUUGGAAGGAAAAUGUGAACGUGACAUCAUCCUACAGCUGGCUGUUGCCAUCAGAACCAUGGUUCACAAUUGCGAAGGCCUAUCCAAGAGCUACAAUGGGCCAUUUCGAAACAGUCCGGAGCACAAGGGCUCUAGCCAGAGAAAUUGUUCCCGCGGCCCUCCCUGUUCACCGGGUCUGGAUUUCGAGGAGGAAUCCCACUCAAAAUACGUCAGCGAUAUAAGUCGAACCAAAAUUUUGAACGAAUCCGUGGAAGACUCGGAAACCAUCCGAGCGGAGUAUCGUAGGCCACGUGAUGUGCUACUUUCAGUCGUAGGAGAGUUUAUUACCCGAUCAACAACACGACUGAACGAACUAUCUCGCAAGCAAGGUGCUGAAAACAAGUCCGUCGAGCUGUUCGAUGUCAAAUGUCACGUUCGACUGGCAGAAAUCGCACAUUCGUUGCUUAAAGUAUCACCUUAUGAUCCAGAAUCGAUGGCUUGUCGAGGAUUACAGAGAUACAUGCAAUGCAUAUUCCCCCGGGCUGAAUGGGCCGAUGAUCAUGGAAUGAAACCCACGCUAGUAACCAUCCUGAGACGUUUAGAUAAAGUUUUUCUUAAGAUUUCCAAGAAAACUUCUAUCCGGCGUAACACUGAUUGGGAAGCUGCCGCCGGCUUGCUAAAGGGCGUAUAUGAAUCUAUAAUCAGAUAUCCCCACGUACUUCAUUGGCGCGAAAUGAAAUCACUUCUGACAACGGUACAGAACCUAAUUGUAAAUGAACCUAGCAACUUCCCAGAGGGUGUUUCAAGUGCCGGGGCUGCUUUGAUGUCAAAAAGUCCACCGCCAUUUUUCUGCUCGCAAGUCGUGCGACUUGUAGCAUUGCAAGUGGUUAGCCCGGCCGAUUCCUUAUCGUUUGGAUUGGAACAAAUUUGUGGCGGAAGUGCAGAGUUCCCUACGCAGGAAAAAGCGGAACGUUUUCUAAUGCAUCUUCUGAUGCCGCUCUGUUUGAAAGUGUGCAGUGGCCGGAAUAUUUUGGAUAUAGGAGAAUUAAAACAAUCGGACAUUUCGUUCCUAGUGACAGCUGUUUUAAAUGCUAUGAGUCCGGUAGCUGGACGCACGGCUCAAUCGGGAAUGCAGAGUAACAGAACUGUCGGAGAUAUUCGAGCUGGUUCGUUGACUUUUACGGGUAGUCGUGAUGCUAAACGACCAGCUAAGAUAUCAAAUUCACUCUACCAGGCGACAUUCUUAGCCCUGAGAGUUUUAUGCAUUUGUUUCGAAUCACGAUUGUCCAACGAUUGGCCGAGGAUUGUACGGGUGAUGCGAGAUUUAGGACGCAGGAAUGAGGCUGCUCCGGAGCUGUGGAGUUUUCUGGAAUUCGUGGUUACCCAGAGAACCCCACUUUACAUAGUUUUGAUGCCAUUCAUUUUACAUAAGAUUUCACAACCACCUAUUGGUGAUCAUGAGAGGCAUAUGCAAUUUUUGAUUCGGGAACGAAUGCGAGGAAUGCCGCCGCCUGGUGGUGUCAAAUCGAGGGGAGCCAUUCUACUAGAACUGGCACGAGAGAUCCGGGAUCUUCGGGAAGAGUUGGAAGAAAAGCGCUACGAUCGCGACCCUCCACCACCAGAAGCUCCUCGAAGGGAAGUUUCAAAUGUCCCUCUGCCACAGGAACCUCCGAAACAUCAACAAAGGCCGUCACUGAUUUCGAUGUUCACUGGUGGUCCUCAAGUGCCCAGUUUCUCUUCCUUCCAGCAGGACUCACGCAGUGGCACGGGAGUUUGCACACCUAGCGAUACACUAUCACAACACACGCUUCAUGCACCACGGGGAGAAUCGCUAUCCAGUUCAACUACUACUACUAACAAAGAAAUUUUAAUGGCCGACAAUCAGAGCAGCGAUGGGAUAACGCUAACACCGGGUAUUGUACCCGAGGGUUGCCUUAUCCGGCAAGGCCCCUUAUCGGCUAUUUUAGCAGAAAGCGGUGGUAUGCCGCAUCUUACACACUCGAUUUCCAUGCAGCCUUCAUGUAAGAUUCAACCGCCAAAGCUAAGGUUUGUUUCCUCUGUUGAGUUCAAGACAUCAUCUGGCGAAACGUCGACAACGCCACUCUCGCCGGACAGCCUAGCAGAUGAUAGUUCAGGUGAGAAUCAGAAGCACCGACUCCAACGAUCCCGAGCGCAGAGCAGAAAAACUUUCCGAUGUCGCCGAGGGGCCUCAACGAGACCAAACAAUCACGGUGGAUCAGAAGCGAUUCAAUCCCCGUCAAUCGCUUCGGUCACUCUUCCACCGCUUAAUAUUAGCAGCGGCGGGGGAGGAUCGAUCGGUGGCGGAGUGCUCCCCGGAGAACCUCAUGAGCUGAUCAACAAGAAUAUCGUCGCCAUUGGGGACCUUUCCUGGGAUUCGGUGUCUCAAACGUCAUCCACUUCGGGAUACCGCGAUAACAACAGUUUGCAGACGGGAUUACUCUCACCAGACGGCUCACUAACGGGGGCCGCUCUGGGAGGAAGAUCCUCUUCGCAGCAUUCACUGUUGAUGCUUUUUGAAACGCAGGACGAAGAUACGUUAAUUUAGAAAAACAAAAUAUGCGCUUUCGAAAAAGAUACUUGUCCCCGCGGGGUUCCAACAGUUUUUAAACCGUUUUAAAGCAAAUGAUUUUUAAAUAAAUAAAUGUAAAACAACAUUAGGUUAGCUGUUAUCAUCAAAGUGUGGAACCAGCAACGGACUGGGUUAGGCGUGUUUAGGAACGGAUUGAAAUUGUAAACACAAAUUUAUCAUGUUUAACUGUUAGUGUCGUUGAAGCUUUCAAUGUGAAAGAACCUAUAAGUGAUGUUUAAGUUAACACAACAAGAAUGCAUUUUAACAACCAAUACACAAAAAUAUUUUAAGAAAAAUGCAAUGCAUUUGAAAUGAAUAAAGGCAUUUUAAAACAACAUACUAACAGUAUGUUAGCGCACAAAAUAUGUAAGAAUGAAACUAAUCAGUAUUCACAACACUAUUAUAAACCCCGCAAAUUGAGUGUUGCCAAAAAACGAAAAAUAUUUGAACCAUCGAUAAGACAAAAUACAAAAUACUUAAGUCCAAUUUAUGAACCGACAAAAUCAAAUAGGAAUCUUGAAAAGAAAUCCCACGUGACAAUGAGUAACGGCGACAUCUCUUUAUUAAAGCUGCGGAAACAAUAUUUUAGUGUAGGUACAUUUGUAUACUUUGGUCACUACUCACUCAAACUAUUUUAUUUAUUAAUGUUUUGAGACGAUAGUAUUUAUUGAUUCAUAAAGAUGCUCUAUAUAGAAUCAAAUUGUAGAAACCAACGGUAUUUAUAAACAUUUGUGAUGCAUUGUACCCACAUUAUAUUACAGUUAACUGUUGUUACAGCGUGUUAGGAUUGUUGUGAGCCCAUGUUUUAGGUCCCAGUUUUUUAUACCACCACGAACUGCAAAUACAUGAGUCUAGGGAUGGAUAUUUAUAUAGGUUUUGAAACUAUCCUAAUUUUUUGUUGGUAGGAAAAACGAUAUUUAUACAUCUAUUUGAACACAAUGACUUUAAGUAAGCUAGGAAACAAAACAAAAACGAAACAUGAUGUUAGCCAUUAUGCGAAGAAAAAUGUAACUACCCAUACAAAAAAAGUGCACGGAAACACCGUUAUGCAAACUAAUAAAAUUGAACGUUAACAAUGCCAAAUGUAGGAAAAUAAAAUCAUGGAUUUAGUCUAAGAUGAUGUAUUAAACAGUGUUAACCAGUAACAUAAACACAAGGUAUGUUGCCAAAAUAAACAAAGCAUCGAAAAAAUAGUCACUACUAGCUUAGAAUAUUUGGUAAUGAAAGUAAGUUCAGAAAAAGUUAAUUGCCUGAUUACUGUGGAAGUGAAGUCCAUCCUUUUUUUACAAUCAGAAGUAAAGUAUUGUGCAUUAAAUUUUCUGAUUUGAAAAUUUUUAUUUAAGACCUGGAACUCCAAUCCAAUGACGAACCGAUAAAGUAGAGUUCCAAAAAUAGAAAAUGAGUGUUGGCUGCGUCCUGAAUAACUAUUCAAUACGCGAUGGAAAAGCAUUUUCAAAGUUUGCUUUUUUAAGCCUGGUUUAGGGGGUCGGGAAGUCGUCUAUGGCCGGACAACAUAGAUUUUUCGAAAACACAAUAUCCUAAUAAUGUUUUAACACCAUGAAAACAAAGUAAAUAGUAGCCUGAUGCCUGAUAUGGUGUUAGAAAUAUGGUAAUUCAAUCUGAAAAGGUAAACCAAUGAUAGGCAUCUUAAGCUUUUGCCUAGUAGUACGGACGGAGAGGAUUGCCUGAACUUUGCAUUUGUAUUGUGGUCAGUUUUUGCGGCUUGUAAAAUUUGAACUGCACAUGAACGACAUCGUUGAUUGGUUAUCUUUCGACUACAGAAGAUAUGAGAUAACAAAAGGGAAAUUCAAACGAAAUAUUAGGAAAAUAAAAAAAUGCGAUUUGUCUAUGACCGGACAAGAAAAUAUUCAAAAUUAUAGAUGAUUUCAACUUGAAACUUUCAAUUUUUCAUCUCUAUAGCACCCUCAAAUGGUUAGCAGAAGAUAAGGAUUUAAUAACGAAACUAUUUUGGUCCUCUGAGAAACUUUAGAUUUUGCUGUCCGGUCAUAGAGAAUUUUUCUCUAGUUUUUUCGAAACAAAUGUUCCAUUCUGGGUUGUCAAAAAAACUUUGAUGACUGGCUUCAUAGAACGUUCAGUAUUGAAAAACACAUACUCACAAGAUCUGCGCCAGUAAUUUCAGUCAUUUUGCUACGUUUUUGUGCCAUUUGUGACAACUUUGCUGGAGUAGUUCGUAGUGUCCGGCCAUUGGCAACACUUUUGGAAAUGAGCGAAAACUAACAUGAAAUGAUUUCUCUUACCACAUGAAUAUGUAGUAAAUUAUUUUUUUUCUAAUAUAGUUUAGUGAUCAUAAUAUUGAUACUCUUCAUAUCAGUAGAGGAACCAAUAUUUACAAAAAUCUAUUUUUGAAGUUAUUGCUUAAAAACCUUAAGUGUCCGGUAGUAGACAACUUCCCCCUACACUUUUCGUGAAAAUCAACGUGAAAAAAUCUUAUUUUGUCAAUAUCUCAAAAAACGCGACACUAGUUCAGUGUGUGAAAAUCAAUCUGGCAUUUGUUUUUUAAAACCUUCAAGAACUGCUUUUGUUCCAAUCCUCCCGAUUUUCACCGCGGAAUUUUCAUUAUGACGGGGAAAUGGAAUAAACACAGUUCGAUGAGGUGGUCUUAAACAAUAAGACCAGUUGGAUUUUCAUAUUUCAACCAUUUCCCAUCGCUUCCACCAUUUUGUAAAGUAUGAUUUUUCACGAGAAGUGUAAAUGGGCCCAAGAAGAACGCAAGGAUUAUUUUCCAAUAAGAUAUUUAUAAGAUCGUAAAACCGUGAGAUUGUCAGUGAAAAAUAAGUUUCGAGUUCCUUGGCAUUUUCGAAUUGUAAUUUUAUUUCAAAUCACAAAGAUCAUAAUCAAAUGUUAUUUGAUUACAUAAUCAGCAGUAUUUCCCUUAGAACUAAAACUAAAAAUAUUAAAGGAAAAUAAAUUAUGAAACCUUUAAAAAAAACUCAAGGUUAUAGUAGCAGUUAACCUUGAAAUGAAAUUGAAUGAUAUUCCAGGUGAAAAAAAUGUUUUAAAUUAUAUGAACACAACAGCAAAACUUUAUCGCAAGCGGCACAAUAAUCCCUUUUAGAAAAAAAAAUCGUAAUAAUAGUCUGAUCUAAAUGUGAUAGAAAGCAAACAUAAAACCCAGCAAAACAUAAUUAAAAUUGUUGAUGUUAAUUAUACGUUAGAUGAAUAUGGUCGACAACGUAAAUCUUAAAAGAACAGUACUGAAGAAAACGAUACACGCAAAUAUAUAACCGUUCCCAAAAAAAAACUUGCUUAACGGCAACAUGCUUCCCCAUAUUUCAAUGAAUGAUCAAAGUUGUAGCUGAAAGAUAUGGCAUAAAUGUUUGUGGUUGUA
This is a messenger RNA of Uranotaenia lowii, 11590 nucleotides long. It is a transcript of the gene unc80, whose product is annotated as protein unc-80 homolog. Gene Ontology annotation, cellular component: axon; cation channel complex. Gene Ontology annotation, molecular function: monoatomic cation channel activity. NCBI's taxonomy places the organism in Eukaryota, Metazoa, Arthropoda, Insecta, Diptera, Culicidae. The transcript is spliced from 24 exons. Gene Ontology annotation, biological process: monoatomic cation homeostasis. The coding region runs from base 1 to 8217 and encodes 2738 amino acids. The record is from RefSeq and is a predicted model, not a curated record.